AAGUUGUGAAGGUGCCCCGCCAGCGAAACGUCCGCGCAGUCUAGAAUCCGUCACCCGAUCGGAAGGUGCUAUAGCCGCUCGUCAGGAGUUAAGAACUUUGGAACGUAACCGUGAACCAUGAAGUUGGCUACUUUCUUCGAGGCUUCGUUUUUGCUUAUCUGCUGGUCGCAAGCUGUCAGCAGUCAUGUCUUCGGCUAUUCCGAGCCCAACCAGCGACGCUGGGCGCGUCAUCAUGGUCACUGUGCGGGGAAGACCCAAUCCCCAAUUGCCAUCACCACCAGCCGGACAAUGGCCAUUCAUAUGCCGGCGGUGGACAUGAUUGGCUACCACAACCUGUUGCCCUAUCCCCUGAAAAUGAUCAACAAUGGACACACGGUUUCUAUCAGCAUACCCAAAGUGAAUGUGUCUGAGGUGGGUGAGGAUUUCCUGCCCUACAUCCGUGGCGCCAAACUGCCCGGUGAGUUCGAGGUGGAGGGUCUCCACUUCCACUGGGGCGACAAGAACAACCGUGGAUCCGAGCACGUCAUCAACGACAUCCGCUACACCAUGGAGAUGCACAUUGUGCACCGGAACAAGAAGUACGCGACCAUUGGGGAAGCUCUUAAUCAUCCGGAUGGUGCCGCCGUCCUGGGCUUCUUCUUCAAUCUCGACGAGGAUGAGGGUCCCGGCCUGGUGACCAUUAACCGGCAUUUGCAUCUGAUUGCCGACGCCAACCAGGAGGCUACACUCAACGUCACUUUCUCGCUCUCCUCGCUGAUUGCUGGCGUGGAUGUGGACAAGUUCUACACCUACAAGGGUUCUCUGACCACACCGCCCUGUUCGGAGGCCGUCACCUGGAUACUGUUCCCCGAUCCCAUCCCGAUUUCGCCCAAGCAGAUCUCUCGAUUCCGUCAGCUGUCGGACACGCAGGAUGGUGCAUUGGUGGACAAUUUCAGGACCCUGCAGCCGGUGGGCAAUCGCAGGAUCUUCGCACGCACAGGACACGUGCGCCACACCUCGAUUGCCGCAUUGAAGCACGAGGGCGAAUAUCUCAAGUACGACUGGUUCUACUGAUCUAUCGACUCGAACUGGCGGCCGGAUGUGGAGCACUGUGCCAUCCCAUAUUAGGAUACCUCUAAACUAAGCAUUUAAUAAGUUACACUAACAUUUAGUCUAGGCACUCACAGAGAAUAAAAUUAUUAAAAACAA
Molecule: messenger RNA, 1188 nt
Organism: Drosophila santomea
Lineage: Eukaryota; Metazoa; Arthropoda; Insecta; Diptera; Drosophilidae
Gene: CAH9
Product: carbonic anhydrase 2
Exons: 6
Coding region: 118-1053 (311 amino acids)
Cellular component (GO): cytoplasm
Molecular function (GO): zinc ion binding; carbonate dehydratase activity
Source: RefSeq, a predicted model, not a curated record